AUGCUUAAACAAGCCAGUGAGUUCCAGGAGUGCCUACGAAAGCUGAAGCGCAUCGUUGCGCUUGUCGGCGCUGGCCUUUCUGCGUCGUCGGGGCUUCCUGUGUUUCGAGGCUCUCAAGGGCUCUGGAAAAACUUCAAUAUGAUUGACUUGGCCACACCAGACGCCUUCUACAUCGACCCGGGUCUCGUGUGGCAGUUUUACGCAUGGAGACGGCACGUUGCGCUACAAGCCCAGCCCAAUGCUGGCCACCGGGCGCUAGCAGCACUUUCUCACGAUAACUCACGAGACUUCCUUACCAUCACUCAAAACGUAGAUGGGCUUCUGGCGCGCGCAGGCCACCGCCAACGGCACCUCUACGAGAUCCACGGCUCCCUUUUCGAGCUACGGUGCACGAGUUUCACUUGCACACAUCGAGAACGGAACUACGAGGACCCGCUCACGGAGGCCCUCAACCAGGAAGAGGAAGAAAAGGCCAAUCUGAAGGCUAAUGUCGACACAGGAGAACUGCCGCAAUUUGCACCCACCAAAGAGCUUCUGACCGAGGAGCUUCCGCUGUGUCCCGUUUGCGGGACUCUCAUGCGUCCUGGGGUAGUGUGGUUUGGCGAGUCGCUCCCGUUGCGAGCUCUCGAUGGCAUUGAUAACUUCCUAGAGUCUGGGCCUGUGGACUUAAUCUUGGUAAUCGGCACGAGCGGCACUGUGUACCCGGCCAAUGGGUACGUGGAGCGAGUGCGUCAGCUCGGCGGGAAAGUGGCCAUCUUCAACACAGACAUCGAAGAAGAGGUGUUGGCCGGGCAGGUAGCGGACACUUGGGGAUUUCAAGGCGACGCUGCUGAAACUUUGCCUCAGAUGUUGCAAGAGUGA
Molecule: messenger RNA, 861 nt
Organism: Candidozyma duobushaemuli
Lineage: Eukaryota; Fungi; Ascomycota; Pichiomycetes; Serinales; Metschnikowiaceae
Exons: 1
Coding region: 1-861 (286 amino acids)
Molecular function (GO): protein-malonyllysine demalonylase activity; NAD+ binding; protein-succinyllysine desuccinylase activity
Source: RefSeq, a predicted model, not a curated record